AUGCGGCUGUGGCGCAGCAUCAAGGGGCAGGACUUCCUGCUGUACGACCCGUACUGCCGCCAGGUGCAGUACGUGUACGAGCCGCUGCACGACGAGCACCUGGCCGAGUUCUUCCGCAGGCCCGUCAACCGCAAGCGGGUGCGCGACGCCGGGCUGCUGACUGCCGACGGCGACGGCGCCGUCUGCACGCUGCGCCAGUACAACAUGUACCGGCAGUACCUGCACCGCCUGCACAUGGACGCCGUCGACAAGGAGCGCGAGCUCUGGGACUCGCAGGACCAGGGGCGCAGCGUGCUGCGGCAGGCGGAGGCGCUGGCCAGCCGGGACUGCGAGCGCGCCGUCGCCCGCAAGCUGUACGUCAUGAAGACGGCGGGCCGCCGCGCCGAGCAGCAGGCCGCGCUCCAGGCCAAGAUAGACGCGUGCGUGGCGCGGAUGCGGCGCUACGACGCGCGCGUGGAGCAGCUGCAGCAGCAGCACGAGCUGUGGGUGCGCACGCUGCCGGCGCGCGUGCACGCGCUGGACGAGCGCAUCCGCGCGCACUGCAGGGCGGCGCACGAGCGCGAGAGCCGGCGCGUGGCGGCCGUGCUGCGCGCGCGCAGGGACCGCGACCAGCAGUACGAGGAGCGACAGCGCCGCCGCCGCGAGGACCGCCUGCACGAGAAGCGCAUGCGCGUGCAAAUGCUCACCAGAAUUAAAAGAGAACGAUUGGCAAAACUGAGAGGUGAGAAGCCCCCAGAUAUUGUUAAAGCUAUAACCAAAGUUCUGGAGGAGACACAGAAAUCUGCUGUUCAUCUGCAGAGUCCAUGGGUUGUGGAAAAGUUUGUGCGUGCAUCACUGGCUGAAAAGAAACCUGGAGAUAUUGCAGCAGUACUCCACGGAGUCAAAAAGAAGCUUGAAAGAGCUUCACACCUGCCAGAGCAGGUACUGUUCACCCUGGAUGCUCUGUUAGAGGGUGUUGUAAAAGAAUUUGUCCUCAAAGGAUUGGCAUCGAUGGUGACUGUGACGAUUGAGAAAGCACUUGAACUGGUAUGUAAGAUUACAUUAAUAUGGCCAAUAACCCCAAACUUAUCACUUGCUAUAAAUAGUUAG
Schistocerca americana (American grasshopper) is the source of this 1089-nucleotide messenger RNA. Its product is annotated as fibrous sheath-interacting protein 2. The record is from RefSeq and is a predicted model, not a curated record. The coding region runs from base 1 to 1089 and encodes 362 amino acids. Lineage: Eukaryota; Metazoa; Arthropoda; Insecta; Orthoptera; Acrididae. The transcript is spliced from 8 exons.